This is a messenger RNA of Gadus chalcogrammus (walleye pollock), 2340 nucleotides long. It is a transcript of the gene lipib, whose product is annotated as lipase, member Ib. NCBI's taxonomy places the organism in Eukaryota, Metazoa, Chordata, Actinopteri, Gadiformes, Gadidae. The coding region runs from base 66 to 1394 and encodes 442 amino acids. The transcript has 10 exons. Gene Ontology annotation, biological process: lipid metabolic process. Gene Ontology annotation, molecular function: carboxylic ester hydrolase activity; lipase activity. The record is from RefSeq and is a predicted model, not a curated record.
CUCAGACAACAGAAGAGUUUAGGUUUUACUUCCAUGCAGCUGCUGGUGAAUGUUAAUAGUAACCGAUGCCAGGCCAGGGGCAGGGCAGCGCCGCCACGGAGCCCUGCGAUGACUUCACGGACCUGGACCUGACGCACUGCCUGCUGGGCACCUCGCUGUACGUCCGCCUGCUGCUGUACACGCGCUCCAACCCGCGCUGCGGCCGCGAGCUCAGCCACCAGCAUCCGUCCUCCGAGCCGCUCUUCGACCUCAGCCGGCCCACCGCCUUCGUCAUCCACGGCUACCGGCCCACCGGGGCGGCCCCCGUCUGGAUCGACCUGCUGGUGCGCCUGCUGGCCGAGCAGGAGGACCUCAACGUCAUCGUGGUGGACUGGAACCGCGGAGCCGCCAACCUCAACUACUUCAUCGCCGUGGCCAACACGGGCCAUGCCGCGCACAACCUCACCGCCUUCAUUGUCAACAUGCAGGAGGAGGGGGCUUCGCUGGACGCAGUGCACCUGAUAGGGGUCAGCCUCGGCGCUCACCUCGCCGGAUUCGUCGGAGCCAACCUCAAAGGAAAGAUUGGACGAAUCACAGGCCUCGACCCGGCGGGACCCAUGUUCACCAGCGCCACCGAGGCAGAGAGGCUGGACCCGUCGGACGCCAUGUUCGUGGACGUCCUGCACACCGACAUGGACUCGUUUGGGCUCAACGGCGCGCACGGUCAUAUUGACUAUUAUGCAAAUGGUGGAGCUGACCAGCCAGGCUGCCCUAAAACCAUAUUCUCAGGAAAAUCUUAUUUUGUCUGUGACCACCAGCGCUCCGUGUUCCUCUUCCUGUGCAGUCUGAACCGCACGUGCUCUCUGACCGGCUACCCGUGCGCGUUCUACAGUGACUUCCUGGAUGGGCGGUGCCUGCAGUGCGAGGCCUUUAAGCCCGCCCCCUGCCCUGUGCUCGGAUAUGACGUCAGCAGGUGGAAGGAUACGCUGUUGGGAUUGGGUCAGACCAAGGCCUUCUUCAGCACCACCGCCACACUGCCCUACAGGAAGGCGAGCUACAGGGUGGACAUGGUGACAUGGAACCAGUACCUCCGCUGGGGGGCGGUGUACAUCAGACUUUACAACGGCAGGAACUUCACAGAGACACGCAUCGACCACAAGCUGUUCCGCUUCGAGCAGUACACUACCACGCGGCUGCUGGCCCAGUUUGACGAGGACGUCCACCCCGUCCAGAAGGUCUCCAUGCGCAUUGCCAUCGGCAACGUGAUGGGCCCGCGUUACAAGAUCAGACUGCUGCGCAUACGGCUGAUACCCCUGGACCGGCCCGAGAGGCCCGCCCUGUGUCGCUACGACAUUAUCAUGGAGGAAAACAUGGACGUGAUGUUUCGACCCCUCCCAUGCGACGCGCACCUCUGACACCUUUCAAACAGAGGCCCGUUCCUCCUGAAGCACACGGGCACCAUCACCACCACGCUAUACUGUACAGAACCACAGAACAAGACAACAAUCCUACACAGUUGGCCCCUGGGAGCAAAACCAGAGACCCUGCAGGUUGCAUGUAACAGGGUUAAAACCGGUGGUGGUGGAGGUGGUAAACAUACAAUCAAAGGAAUAUAACAGUGGUAAAGCCACUGUCUUGAGGGUUCAGGUGGGACAAGGGUCAAGACAGGUGAUAGUGUGGGAAACUAGCUAAACCCUGCCUACAAGUCUUCACUGGGAUCGACCAAAGUGAGCGUUGACCUGGUUUGAUAUAUCUUGAUGAUACCGCUUUAUCUCCAAUAUCUGUCUGGGUGUCCCUGGAAAAGUUGGAAACUUGCAAUAUUGAGUUAAUCUAGGACAGAAGAAACUGAAAAAAAAUCAACGGAUGGAAUGUGGAGGCCAUAUAUUAAAUAUUAUUUUCCUUUUGAGACAGUCUUUUAAUAAUUUCAAUGGAGUGGAAAAAUCAAGUCCAAAUACAGCUACCGCCGCGCCUUAUCCCAGUUUUCAACUUGCUCUUUUUUAUCUGCCGACGAGAAACCGAACUGGUACUACUGACAUGACUUUUGUUACUAGUACACAAAAUGGGGGACAACUGCCAUUUCAUUCAUAAUUUUCAAUAAGUUGAAAUAUAUUUUUUAUAUACACCUUUUUCAUAUGGAUCAUGAUUCAACAUAUGUUCUACCUGAAUGAGUAAAAUUGUUUACUCAUUAUCAGAUUGCAAUGCUGCAUUGAUGUUGCCUCAAGAAUUUUCCAUAGAGAUGUUUGUUAAUGUUAACAGUUUAAUUCAGUAUAUAUUAAAGAAUGGAGCAGCAUUAAAUCAAUUGUUGAACAUGAUUUGUUUUUAUAAAGACCAAGAUUUGAUCUUCAAAACAUGUUUCAUACA